Molecule: messenger RNA, 1387 nt
Organism: Hyposmocoma kahamanoa
Lineage: Eukaryota; Metazoa; Arthropoda; Insecta; Lepidoptera; Cosmopterigidae
Product: UPF0193 protein EVG1 homolog
Exons: 5
Coding region: 1-906 (301 amino acids)
Source: RefSeq, a predicted model, not a curated record
AUGCAGGAACCCGAUGUUAACGGAUUCGUAAAUAUUCAAUGGCCAAGCAAAAAUGUGCCUCAUGGCGGUAUUUUUCACCCGAAAAGAGCAGAAUUGUCGGAAAAACAGCAAAAUUUUCUCAAAGUAUUAUUGGAAGAAUCACGGCUUACACUUGCGCAACGUAAAAAAUCUGGAUUUAAAUUGCGAGAGGAAACGCAGCCAGCGCGCACGCCCAGUGAGGCGCAGAUAUUUCACUACAACGUACCUAAAGUGCGCCCGCGCACCUCCAAGCGUCGAUCACUUUCUGCUAUUAGGGCUUCAGGAAUAUAUGAGACUGAUGAAUACAGACCCUUGAAACGUGGAGAGGAUCGAGAGAAACUUAAAGACAAGCUAGCCAAUGCAAUGGCAUACAAUGGCAGUGAAGACUUGAAUGUGCCAGUGCCUCCUGUGCGACUUUUGAAGCCUGAACCAAAACUUCCUACCAAAAAGGACUUAUGGCAUGACCUUAUAUCUCAAAUCCGCGAACGAGCGGAAUGGAUAGCAGAAAUGGAAGAUCUUGGUCACGCGGCACCUCAUCGCGAAAUCAUAAGGGAACAAAUUGCGGAACGGGUAAGAGCUCUUGACGCUCUGGGGGUUGACAGCGAAUGUGGUUCAGUGAAAUCUGGAUUUAGCACACUUAGAAGUAGAGAGGAGGUUGACGAUACUGUUAGGUCAAAAGAUAGUGCAAAGUCCGGCAAAAGCACCAAGUCUAAAGCAAGCGUCGGGAUGAGUAAUGGCAGUACUAAAUCGGAUCACUCUCGUCGUUCGACCGAUUCGCAAAGAAAAGCAAAAAGUUCUAUAAGGAGCCGCAUAAAGAAAGAAGAUGAGAAUGUUGCUGCUUAUGAUCAUCUGUCGCCGUUACAACAUUCGCCAAGACGCAGAGUGUAAGGGCUCAUUCAGAGUGCAGGUGCGGGCGCGGUGGUCUUGGCGUCUUCCCUUUCACAGUGCGGAAGCGGCUACAUCCACACGUCGAAAUCGCAAAAAGGCGCUACACGCUAGACCAAGCACUGUAAAAGGUACGUGCUCACAGAGCCAAUAGAUCUACCCGCACGGGUAGAUAGAUAGAGAUCUAACUGCCUCGACCUAGGCGUCGGCGUGCGCGGCCUCUGUGAACGCAACGGUGUCUUCGUAUAUUUGAUUUAGGUACACGCACCCGCGCCCGCCGCCACUCUGAAUAAGGCCUAAGUUAUGACAAAUAAGAAUAGUUAAUGUCAUUGGUACUGCAAACAUUAAUGGGCUUUACACACAUACUAGCGCGCGUGUACGACGUUGGAAGGAAAAGGGAAAGAGCGCGCGAUAUCGCUCAUCAGUCGCGCGCGCAAUCGCGCACUUUAACACGCCAGUUUCACGCGGUCUAUCCUGCGGUAUU